AAAAAAAAAAAAAAUUUGUCCAAUCCCAAAACCCACUUCAAAUUUUCCAUUUCUUCUGUUUUCGUCUUCUUCAAUGUUUCUUUCAGAGCCCGGCAUAUGUAACAUUCUAGGCUGCUCAAAAUCACUCUCUAAUUAACCUUAACAAUGGUGUUCAAGAGCAAACUCUUCUUCUCUUCCAAGAAAUCCUCCGACUCCGAUGGAUCCAACUCCCCUCGAUCCUUCGGAUCCAACUCCCCGAUCGGAUCCGACAAGAAGAAACCGAAAUCCGGUUCUAAAGACGACCCGACCCAGAUCGCAAGUUCCACUACUUCGAGCUUCGGUGGCGUCUCGUGCAGGCAAACCCAAGUCAAAGAUGGAGUCAAGAAGAAGGAAGUUAAAGGAAAGGAAACGACGAGUAGUUUAACGCCGACUGUGUCGACCUCGACUACUACUACGAAGUCGUCUCCGACUAAGCAGAAGGAGGUGGCGAGUGCGGUGUCGCCGAUUCUGGCGUCGUCGCUGGGGCUGAAUCGGAUAAAGACGCGGUCGGGGCCGUUGCCGCAGGAGAGUUUCUUUAGUUUUAAGGGAGAUAAAGCGGCAGCAAGUAAUUUGUCGAGGGGCGGCGGAGAUGGGAAUUUGAGUUCGGGAAAAUCUUUGGCGAGUGGAAGUGGGAGUGGAAAGAAGAAAAUGGGGUUUAAUGAGAGUGUUGGCGGCGAUGGCGGGUCGAUUAGUGGGCAGUCUCGAGAACAGAGCCCGAGUUUGCUGGCGAAGUCCCGGUUGCAGAGCGGCGAAUCAUCAUCUGAAGCAGGGCGAUAUGAAUCAUCAUGGGGCCAUACUGGGGUAUUAAGAAGUUCAGAACUCUGUACACCAGAGACUUCAUAUGAUUGUGAAAACCCAAAGGAGUCUGAAUCUCCCCGAUUUCAAGCUAUACUUCGUGUGACAAGUGCUCCAAGAAAGAGGUUUCCUGCUGAUAUCAAAAGUUUCUCCCACGAAUUAAACUCUAAAGGUGUACGGCCUUUCCCAUUUAUGAAGCCUCGAGGCAUAAAUAAUCUGGAGGAGAUCUUGGUUGUUAUUCGGGCAAAAUUUGACAAAGCAAAGGAAGAAGUGAACUCUGAUCUGGCUGUUUUCGCUGGGGAUCUGGUUGGAAUUCUUGAAAAAAAUGCAGAAACUCAUCCUGACUGGCAGGAAACCAUUGAGGACUUGCUGGUUUUGGCUAGGAGCUGUGCUAUGACAUCACCUGGAGAGUUUUGGCUUCAGUGUGAAGGCAUAGUACAGGAAUUGGAUGAUAGGCGUCAGGAACUUCCGCCUGGUGUGCUAAAGCAACUUCAUACCAAAAUGCUUUUCAUUCUCACAAGGUGUACUAGAUUGUUGCAGUUCCACAAGGAAAGUGGGUUGGCAGAGGAUGUAAAUGUCUUGCAGCUUCGUCAGUCUAGGGUCCUGCAUUCAGCAGAUAAACGAAUUACUCAAGGCAUUGGAAGGGAUGCAAAAGUUCCCAGUACUGUGAAGGCCUCCAAGGCAGCUUCAGCCAGGAAAUCUUAUAGUCAGGAGCAACGUGGCAUGGAUUGGAAGAAAGAGCCUGUUUUUCCAGAGGGUAACAUUCUUUGUCCCACUGAUGACACUGCAAAGAACUUGGAUUCUCCUGCAAGCAGGGAUCGAAUGUCCUCUUGGAAGAAACUUCCAUCUCCAGUUGGAAAGAUCAAGGAAAGUCCUACAUCAAAGGAGCAGACUGAAAGUAAGAAUGAACUUUUGAAACCCUCAAACCACAGAAGAGGAAAAUCUGAUGUGGAUGUGACAGCUUCUAAGCCACCCGAGCUUCCUCCUCCUAAAGAAAACUUGGAACAUUCAUCCAAGCACCAACACAAAGCUUCUUGGGGUUAUUGGGGAGACCAGCAAAAUAUUUCUGAUGAUAGUAGUUCAAUAAUUUGUCGUAUUUGUGAGGAAGAGGUUCCAACCUUACAUGUGGAAGAUCACUCCAGAAUUUGUGCAAUUGCUGAUCGAUGUGACCAAAAGGGUCUAAGUGUCAAUGAACGACUUGUCAGAAUCUCAGAAACCCUUGAGAAGAUGAUGGAAUCCUUUGGACAGAAGGAUAUCCCUCAGGCGGUUGUAGGAAGCCCAGAUGUAGCAAAGGUUUCAAAUUCGAGUGUGACUGAAGAAUCUGAUGUUCUCUCUCCAAAAUUCAGUGAUUGGUCUCGGAGGGGUUCGGAGGACAUGCUUGACUAUGUUCCUGAAGCUGAUAAUUCUGUUUUUAUGGAUGACCUGAAGGGUUUACCGUCCAUGUCAUGUAAAACUCGUUUUGGUCCAAAAUCAGACCAAGGAAUGACAACAUCAUCUGCAGGUAGCAUGACUCCAAGGUCUCCUUUAUUGACACCUAGGACUAGUCAAAUAGAUUUGUUAUUGGCUGGAAAGGGUACUUACUCUGAGCAUGAUGAUUUUCCACAGAUGAAUGAACUUGCUGAUAUUGCAAGAUGUUCGGCAACUACACCAUUGAAUGAUGAAAGGUCCAUUCAGUAUUUGCUAACUUGUCUUGAAGACUUAAGGGUUGUCAUUGACCGUAGGAAGUUCGAUGCACUCACAGUGGAGACCUUUGGGACUCGUAUUGAGAAGCUGAUUCGGGAGAAGUAUUUGCAGCUCUGUGAGCUGGUGGAUGAUGACAAAGUUGAUAUAAGUAGUACUGUAAUUGAAGAAGAUGCUCCUUUGGAAGAUGAUGUUGUUCGUAGCUUGAGAACAAGUCCUAUACAUUCUUCUAAGGAUCGUACCUCGAUAGAUGAUUUUGAGAUAAUAAAACCAAUUAGUCGUGGGGCAUUUGGGCGGGUUUUCUUGGCGAAAAAGAGAACCACAGGGGAUCUUUUUGCAAUAAAGGUUCUUAAAAAGGCAGAUAUGAUCCGGAAGAAUGCAGUUGAAAGUAUAUUAGCAGAACGUGAUAUAUUGAUUUCUGUCCGCAAUCCAUUUGUGGUUCGGUUCUUCUAUUCGUUUACAUGCCGUGAGAACUUGUACCUUGUGAUGGAGUAUUUGAAUGGAGGAGAUUUAUAUUCAUUGUUGAGAAAUUUAGGCUGCUUAGAUGAAGAUGUUGCUCGUGUAUACAUUGCUGAAGUUGUGCUUGCUUUGGAAUAUUUACAUUCUCUUCGCGUGGUUCAUCGUGAUUUGAAGCCUGAUAAUUUGUUGAUUGCACAUGAUGGUCAUAUCAAGUUGACAGACUUUGGGCUUUCCAAAGUUGGUCUCAUCAACAGCACAGAUGAUUUAUCUGGUCCAGCAGUUAGUGGCACAUCAAUAAUGGAGGAUGAUGAGCCGCAGUUGACCGUAUCAGAGCAUCAGCGAGAAAGGCGGAAGAAACGUUCUGCUGUGGGCACACCUGAUUAUUUGGCACCAGAGAUACUUUUGGGAACUGGACAUGGCACAACAGCGGAUUGGUGGUCAGUGGGUGUCAUUCUAUUUGAACUAAUUGUCGGCAUACCACCCUUUAAUGCGGAGCAUCCUCAGCAAAUAUUUGAUAAUAUUCUGAACCGUAAAAUACCCUGGCCUAGCGUACCCGAUGAAAUAAGCGCUGAAGCACAAGAUCUUAUUGAUCGAUUAUUGACCGAAGAUCCACAUCUGAGACUUGGAGCUGGAGGAGCAUCAGAGGUGAAGCAGCAUAUCUUCUUCAAAGAUAUCAACUGGGACACGUUGGCCAGGCAGAAGGCUGCAUUUGUUCCCACUUCAGAGAGUGCACUUGAUACCAGUUACUUCACUAGUCGCUACUCAUGGAAUACUUCAGAUGACCAUGCAUAUCCAGCGAGUGACUUUGAGGACUCCAGUGAUGCUGAUAGCUUAAGUGGCAGCAGUAGUUGCCUGAGUAAUCGCCAAGAAGAAGUGGGAGAUGAAUGUGGAGGUCUUGCAGAGUUCGAAUCUGGCUCGUCUGUCAAUUACUCCUUCAGUAAUUUCUCAUUCAAGAAUCUUUCCCAGCUUGCAUCAAUCAACUAUGAUCUGCUUUCAAAGGGUUGGAAGGAUGAUCCGAAAAACCCUAAUGCAUAGCAACUGUAUCUUCGUAUCAGAAGCUGGAAUCAGCUUUUGACAUUGUAUGGAUGAGGAUGUACCGAUUCACCGGCAUUGUUUGUAUACCUUUGUACAUAUAGAAAACUCGCGACAGAAGCUGCGUUCGGGAUGUGGUCUUUCUUGUUAUAGGUAAAAAAGUUAAAAAACUCCAACUGGGGUUUCAAUUUUUACUGUUGAUUUUUGUUUGAGCUGAGAAGUGCAAAACGUUUCUAACUUAUAAUUCUGUUUUGGCUUAUGAAUUUACUCUGUGAUUUUUGAAUCCAUAGCAAUGAGAACACAUCCCCUCAUUUAUGUUUAAACCCUUGUAAAAAUAUUGCUCAAAUUUUGAAAGCUCCUUAGUUUCUGUCAA
Molecule: messenger RNA, 4357 nt
Organism: Pistacia vera
Lineage: Eukaryota; Viridiplantae; Streptophyta; Magnoliopsida; Sapindales; Anacardiaceae
Product: probable serine/threonine protein kinase IREH1
Exons: 18
Coding region: 145-3987 (1280 amino acids)
Biological process (GO): intracellular signal transduction; peptidyl-serine phosphorylation
Molecular function (GO): ATP binding; protein serine/threonine kinase activity
Source: RefSeq, a predicted model, not a curated record